This is a messenger RNA of Hydractinia symbiolongicarpus, 5227 nucleotides long. RefSeq lists its product as uncharacterized. Gene Ontology annotation, biological process: negative regulation of actin filament polymerization. Gene Ontology annotation, cellular component: cytoplasm; cytoskeleton. The coding region runs from base 189 to 4034 and encodes 1281 amino acids. Gene Ontology annotation, molecular function: protein binding. Lineage: Eukaryota; Metazoa; Cnidaria; Hydrozoa; Anthoathecata; Hydractiniidae. The transcript has 11 exons. The record is from RefSeq and is a predicted model, not a curated record.
GUUAUAAUGACAUCCGUGAAGGAUAUGUUAGAGCGAUGAAGAAAGAUAAAAAAAAUGUGGGUUAUGAUUUUUAUCUGAAUGAGUAUGAUUUUUUUAAUUCUGAAUGAUAAAGUCGCUUGGUAGAACUUUAUUUCACAAUGUUGUUGGCUGCCGUAGAUUUUAUGUUCUGACGAAGUUGUGAAAUUAAUAUGAAUGUUUUGAGCGCUGGUCGAGUCCAAGAUUUUACAAACCUUCGAAAACCGUCAGAAAGUGACGACACGUCGAAAGUGCAACAUGUCAGAAAAAUUUCUGCAAGCAAAUUAUUUAGCAUUCAGUAUGAGAACAGGGAUCAGAAAAAGCUAAGACGUACACAUAGUCAGCCGACCAUCCCCAACACAGAACAAACCGAGUUGGACACCUAUUACACACCGUCGCAAUGUCGGCGAUACAAUUCCUCGACUUUAACGAGCAUGUCGUCGUCGAAUAUGAAUCAGCGUCACAAUAAGAAACGGUUACAGUAUAACAGCCAGCCACGUUCAUCGUCGGCGCAAAAUUUGAAAGCUGUAUUUUCUGAGAAAUUAAAAUCUAAAAACGAAUCAAAAACAGGAACCUACGAAAACUUGUAUGAACUUAUACAGGCAAAAUUAAAACGCUACAAUCAACAGCAGAAGGUUUAUUCAGAGAAUAAUUUAUCAGAAGGUUGCUAUGAGUUACGCAAGCAAGCCGAUAAUGAUACGCUUCAAGAGGACUGGGAGCAAAGUUUACGAGAUCUAGAGAAAGCUGGUCAACUUGAUGGAAGUUUAUUGGAAGCAAUUUAUCUUCUAAGGAACGCCCAUCGUCGAGGGUUCCUUCAAAAUAAAGAUAAAAAUAUAAAGGAGAAUGAUAGUCACUUGGGAAACGACAGCACCAGUGAAGAUGGAGUAUCUCAAAGUCAGAGUUCAUUUGAUAGUAUAACUUUGCCAUCUAAUAUUGCAUAUUCAUCAACAGAUAGUACACCAGUAAACACGUCUUCUGCAUCAUCAGGACGGAGUACGCCUUGUGUAAAAAAACGUCCAAAACGACCAGAAAUAAAAAUAUCAGAUCAUCGCCAUUAUAAAGAUUAUUUAGAAAUUCGUCGAACGGAGAGUCUUUCAUCCCUAAAUAGUGACAUCGAUGGUAGCAUAACAAGCGAUGGUAGUUUUCUCCACAUACCUGAAGAUGUAAUUGCACAAGCUGUUUUAUCAGAUUUAAACUGUUCACCUGGGUACGAUAGUCCUUUACAUGAAUUCGAAGAAACACUAAGAGAGUCAACUAAAACACCCCCAAAUGGAAUUGAAAUUAGAUCUUCUGAUAUACAAAAGCUUUGUGAUAGAAGACCUGAUUCACCUACAAGUCAGUUCCUUCAACCUAUUCUAUCAACAAAUUCUGAGAACAUUAUAAAUGAACUUCACAUGAAGAUAUCUCCUUUGCUGCAUAAGUUGAAACAGGUAGAAGAAGAUUCAAAGAGGAUGUCGUCUUUGCAUGUAAAACUUGCUGUUCUCCAGGAAGAAAAACGUCAAUUGGCUGCCAUGUUGGAACAAAAGCGUCACACAAAUGAAUGUUUAAUUUCAGAACAAAAAAUUAAUUCAACACAAAUAAGCGAUGAGAUAUGUAAUGCAGAAGAGAUAAUAGUGGUUCAAUCUGCUCCACCUGAUAACAAUAUUUAUAAAUCUUAUGAAGCUGGAGAAACUUGCUCCAAUAAAAAGAUGAAAGACGCGAGUGUGCAGAAGCAUCUGGAAAUUUUCACCGAAAUAGUUCAUCAAGGAACAUCAACAAAUGUCAUGAAGCAAAGAUCCAUAGGUGUUGGUGAUGGAAUUGCUCAUUUAAAGCAUGUUGAAUGCGCCACACAAGAUGCAGUAAAAAGCAGUGAAUUUUCAUGUCAGUACGAUAUACAGUAUCCUCGCAGAGACUGCUCCACUGAAACUUAUACACCAAGAUAUCUUGAUGCUGCAACUGGAGAUAGUAUUGCUGAUGUGGUUUCAAUGACUGCAUUUACACAGUUUUCACCAACUCAAGUUUCCAGUUCCACUCAAUCUAUGCAGCCGGACAUGUUUUCACAAGAGGUAAUGGUUGGGAUUGCAUAUAAAGAUGUUGUAGACACUGGUGUAGGUGAUAACAUGGUGGAAGUGAAAUGUUCAGACCAAGAAACACAAAUUACUGUAAAGGAAACAUUAGAAAAAGAUACACAAGUGUUGCUAGAAUACUCUGAUGAAUCAACUUCGGCUGGUUGUUCAUUGUCUCGUAUGAAAUCACGCACAGUUCAAUGUGCUCCAAUUUAUUGCGAUUUUGCAUGUGGGGAGAAUAAUGCAGAGUGUAUAACUUCUGACAAAUCAAUAAAUAAUGUUCCUAUUGUUCAAGACGUUUCAACAGAUACUGAACCUAUUACAACUGCUGACAUUGGUACUUCGUGCUACAUUGUAAACGAAACUAUAUCAAUUGGAGUUGGUGAUAAGAGCAUAUAUGACGUACUUUGUGAUAAAUGUGUAAACAAACAAGUUCGUUCUGUUGGAGUUGGUUUAUAUGAAAACAACGAGCCAUGUUGUGUCUCUGACAAACUUUGUAACUGUAUCAAACCACAAUGUAAUUCCAUAGGUGUAGGUGAACAUUCUAUUUUAGAUGUCUGUUGUGAUAAAUGUGAGAAUUUAAAGCAGGUAUCAGUUGGUGUGAGUGACCAUAAGAUCGAUGAUCUUUUGUGUGACAAAUGUAUGCACCUAAAAAUAGUGGAUGUUGCCAGUGGUGAUUCUAGAGUAGAUGAUUUACUUUGUGACACAUGCACAAACAAAGGUGACUUGCUUGACAAAAGCGUUGGAGAUUUUUUGAUAAAUAAUGCUGUUUCAGUUGGCUGUGGUGAUGAAGACGUUAACGAUGCGUCAUGCGAAAACUGUAAAGAGUCAAAGAAUGAAACCAUGUUUAACUUUGAUUUAAAUAUUUUAAACCAAAAGCCGCAAGUGCAACAACAAGCAGUUUUGUGUCAUUAUUGUGGAAACAAAGUGGACUUGAAUGAUUCAAACUUAGAGGAAAGUUUACAAGCAAUGAGAGAAAGCAUGCAAAGCGUCUCUUGUGGUAUGAAGCGUUCCACAGCAUCCAAAAAUUUACACUUUGAUCUUGAUACUGAGGAUUCUGGAAUAUACUCGCACAAAGAUAGUAGCUUGGAUAGCCCGAUAAGUGAUGAAUAUCAUGCUGUUGUCUCAGAUGAUGAUGAAGAUACAAGUGGAAGUGGCCGUAAUGAUGUCAUUGAAGCUUGUCAGAUGUUACAUCAGCAUUUCAGUGGUGAGAAACCUUUGAAGCAACAACAAAUGUUGAAAUACAUGGGUAUCAUCCAGACAUUAUGGUUCAAAACAGUAAAAAGACGAAGAGCAAAUGCUUCAGUGGUGAAAAGUUACAUUGAUCUGUUUCAUCAAAGAAUUCCUGAGCUGAUGGAAACCAUCAUUAAUCUUACUGAUGAUGAGGGCAAUACUGCUCUUCACUACGCGUUGACGUACAAAAAUUAUGCUGUGGUCAGCAUAUUAUUGGAUUCUGGUGAAUGCGCAGUUGAUCUUGUGAAUCAGGCUGGCUAUUCGCCCAUUAUGCUUGCUGCGUUAGCUGGUUUUGAGAAAAAGAACGAUAAAUACGUCAUGCAGCGGCUACUUCGUAUGGGUGACAUCAACAAAGAAUCUGCUGACACUGGACAAACACCUCUUAUGUUGGCUGUUUCCAGAGGUAAUCUUGGUACAGUCGAUCUUUUGUUAGAUGCUGGUUGUGAUGUCAAUGCUAUCGAUGACGAAGGUUCUACUGCAUUGAUGUGCUCGUGUGAACACGGAAACAUAAACAUUGUAAAAGCGUUGUUGGCGCAUCCUGGUUGUGAUGCAACUAUAGAAGACAAUGAGGGUAGUACAGCGUUAAGCAUAGCUAUGGACGCACGCCGAAAAGAUUUGGCCCUACUGAUUUAUGGAAGUCUUAAUUUCGAUGCUCGUGGAAGAAUUAAGUUGAGUCCAUCGAAACAAUCAUUAUUGGGAUUGGGUCGAAGAUCCCCAUCUCCUGUGAUUGGUAGAAGAUAAUCCAGUAACAAAUUUCAAGGACAGAAAAAAAAUUCGAAGGAUUGGAUAGAAUUGAAACUUCUUUUGAACAAAACAACAAUCUUUGAUGAUUAUGAUGACCGGAAAACCCAUUUUGGAGGCGACAGAUGAAAAAAAGGAGAUGCUGACAAUUGCAUUUCUAUGUAAACAAACAGUGACGCUUGUAUUUAGAUUUUCAACAUUAGAUUUUUGUAUUAUGAUUUAUAUCGUAACGUUUCAAAAUUCAAAAUUCUGAUUUAUAAAAAUAGCUGUACUAUUGCUAAAAGCGUUUGACAAUGUCAGUAGUAUUCGUCCUUUAGUGAAGCAGUUUGUAAAAAAUGGAGAGAUAGCAUAAUACCCUACUGUCUUACAUCUAUUGUUGCAGACAGAUACUUUCGCAGCCAAAAUAUGCGGUGACGAAAAAAAAACAACCUUGUCCCCAGGGUCUUGUAGCCCUGAGCCGUUAUUAGGGGAUCAACUUCAUCAACAAGGCAAAAUGCCCUGGGAACGAGGUUGGAAACCCCCGCAAAAUACACGUUUUCUGAAUAACGUGUUCUUAUAAUUUUAUAAAUAAAUGUUUCGACUUAAAGGUCAUAUUCCGAAGAUUUCACAUUUUAUAAAGUUUCAGGUGAGAAUUUCAAAAAACACUUUGUUGAAAAAACUCGAGAAAUAGCAGUGGUACGUUAAAGAAAACUAAUUCGGGAAAGGUGUAUUUUGCGAUUUUUAGGACAUAAACUUAGAGGUCAUAUUUUGCCCAUAUUUCGUGGAAUAUUCCUUUGCGAACGAACAUAUUUCUUUAUUUUCACGUUAAAAAAACAUUCCCUAUUAUAUAAAUCUAGAAAAUAAGACCCAACGCCAUUCUGUGACUUAGAAUAGGUUGCGUUCCCAUAGCAUUCAGGAGAGAGAAGGCCGCAGGUAUUCAAUGAACUUCGUAAGAUUGAUUUUUUAUUUUAGAUUUAUUUAGAUUUUUUAUUUUUUUAUUUAGAAUGUUCCCAAACAUAAACUUUCACGAAAACAGUCCAAAAUCGCGAAAUUUUCUGCCCGUUAAAUUACUUCUUUGUGUAGGAAUAAAUUUUUAAAAGUUCUGUUAUUAGUCGGAAUUUAUCAGUAUGUCCACCAGCGGACAUGAUAUUUAAAAUAAAAACUUGCCAAAUGUAUUUUUGUACUGUCGCGUUUAAUAAAAUACUACAGCGUAA